UCUUUGAAGACAAUUACUAACGACACCUACAUCUUUUGUCGUCUGGUGGUUACGUCGUCGGGUACGGCGAACUCCUGAAAAAUGAACGUGAUUGCCAAAUCGACGAAUAUUGCACCCUUUGUGAAGGCUACAAUUAAUGUCAUCUCCACGGGACUAAAACCGGUGGCAUCAACGAGCAAGAUAUUACGCAAGGAAUUUGUAAUACCUUCGAUUGAACGUACUACCAGCUAUACUCUUUAUCAAGACAUUCAAUUUCUGGGGCCUCUACGUAUAACUUUGGGAAUUGGCGUAAAUUCACAAGUAAUGCAGCGAAGGUUAGCACACACUGACAUUAAAGUCCCAAAUUUUGAUUCUGUUCGCAAAGAUAAUUUUAAAAAUCCAAAUAUUCGUAAAAUGGACAAUUCAUCAACACCAAAAGCAUUUUCAUAUCUUUUAUCAGCAGGUGCUGGAGUUGCUAGUGCGUAUACAACAAAAACAUUUGUAGAACAGAUUAUAUUUUCUUUUAGUGCCUCUGCAGAGGUCUUGGCUAUGGCUAAAAUUGAAAUUAAAUUAGAUGCUAUUCCUGAAGGAAAAAAUGUUGUAUUUAAAUGGCGUGGAAAGCCUCUUUUUAUUCGUCACAGAACUGCUACUGAAAUAGAGACUGAAAGCAAAGUUGAUGUUUCUACUCUGCGUGAUCCUGAAGCUGACACAGAUAGAGUACAAAAACCUGAAUGGUUGGUUGUGAUUGGAGUUUGUACACAUUUAGGUUGUGUACCAAUUGCAAAUGCUGGUGAAUUUGGUGGUUAUUAUUGCCCUUGUCAUGGUUCACAUUAUGAUGCUAGUGGUAGAAUUAGAAAAGGACCAGCACCUCUAAAUCUAGAGGUUCCUCAACAUCAAUUUGUAGAUAAUCUACUUAUUGUUGGUUAACUUUUUACUUACUCCAACAAAUCGUAGAAAUAUCACUGUUUUCUUUUUCAAAAAAAUCUGUACAAGAAAUGUUUUGAUCUACAAUUAUUAUCAUCAUAAAAUAAAAUUGCAUAUCUCUGUAAUUUUAUUGAUUGGAAAAUUAA
This is a messenger RNA of Ceratosolen solmsi marchali, 1049 nucleotides long. RefSeq names its product Rieske iron-sulfur protein (gene RFeSP). The coding region runs from base 82 to 906 and encodes 274 amino acids. Gene Ontology annotation, cellular component: membrane. The record is from RefSeq and is a predicted model, not a curated record. Gene Ontology annotation, molecular function: 2 iron, 2 sulfur cluster binding; quinol-cytochrome-c reductase activity. Lineage: Eukaryota; Metazoa; Arthropoda; Insecta; Hymenoptera; Agaonidae. The transcript has 4 exons.